CCGCCACGCCGAGCCUGAGCACGUGGGGACGGCCGCUGAGACGGGAGCGCAGUCGGGGUCGGGGCCUGGGCGAAGCCGGCGUGAGGAAUAUAGUUGUCCUGGCACUGUUGCACGAGAAGGGGAGAAUAUACAGCUGGCCAGCUCACAGCUCUUAAAAGCAAUUAACGGUUCUAUAAAGUCCAUUAACUUAGCUGUGAUGACCAUGCUCCUAGAGGAAACUUUGGCUACUCUGUGAAGGAAAUUUCUGUUUUCAACUCUCAGGACUGCAAGGACCCUUUUAUUAAUCACAGAUAAGCAGUGAGGAAGAGGCUAAAUCUGCCUAGUACAAAUAUAUAAAACUGUAAAGGCCGAGCUCAUGGUUCAGCAGAGCUAAUGAAGGACAUCUUACAGCAAAGUACUGAAGAUUCAUGAUGUUACGGUUACUUGGCAACCACCACCUUUACGGGGGUCACAAAAAUCUUCUCUUCAGAUAAGUGAUGAUCCUGGAGCUCCAUAUUCUUAAUACUAUGAAUUGUAUCUUUCUGCAUUUGGUUUCUUCUCUCACUUGCAGAGAAGAAACUUUCAGCCAGGUCAAAUGAUCUCUGUUGCAAUGACUGACAGUCCUUUUGCUUGAGUAGUUGGUACAAUCUUAGAGGAGCUUAUCUGUUAUAGGGACUGUAUAACAGCCUGCUCUCUUUCGAUUGGAUGGUACGCUAGUAGACACAUUAGCAGGUGUUGCUGUUACACUGAGGAGCGUGGUACAAGGAGGGGUGCUUUUAUUGCUGUCCUGAAGAAGAACACAACAGUGUGAACAGGAUGGAGCGCCUGGCUUCCUUCAGCCAUGACCCUUUUGAUAAACCACCUUGCCGAGGCUGUUCUUCCUACCUCAUGGAACCGUACAUCAAAUGUGCAGAAUGUGGACCUCCUCCCUUUCUCCUGUGUUUGCAGUGUUUCACACGAGGAUUUGAGUAUAAGAAACACCAGAGCGAUCAUACUUAUGAAAUCAUGACAUCAGAUUUUCCUGUUCUGGAUCCCAGCUGGACAGCUCAGGAGGAAAUGGCACUUCUGGAGGCUGUGAUGGAUUGUGGAUUUGGAAACUGGCAGGACGUGGCCAAUCAGAUGUGCACAAAAGCAAAGGAGGAGUGUGAGAAACAUUAUAUGAAACACUUCAUCAACAAUCCCUUGUUUGCAUCUACAUUGCUGAACUUGAAGCAGGCAGAAGAGGCACAAAACGCUGACACGGCCAUUCCAUUCCACCCUGCUGAUGAUCCUCCACGACCUACCUUUGAUUCCUUGCUUUCCAGGGACAUGGCUGGGUACAUGCCAGCUAGAGCUGACUUUAUUGAGGAGUUUGACAACUAUGCGGAAUGGGAUUUGAGAGAUAUAGAUUUUGUGGAAGAUGAUUCAGACAUUUUACAUGCUCUGAAGAUUGCAGUUGUAGAUAUCUAUCACUCCAGGCUAAAGGAAAGGCAGAGGAGAAAAAAAAUUAUAAGAGACCAUGGCCUCAUCAACCUCAGAAAAUUUCAGAUUCUGGAGAGACGAUACCCAAAGGAGGUCCAAGACCUUUAUGAAACAAUGCGACGGUUUGCAAGAAUUUUAGGCCCAGUGGAGCAUGACAAGUUCAUUGAAAGCCAUGCACUGGAAUUUGAACUGCGAAGGGAAAUAAAGCGUCUACAGGAAUACAGGACAGCAGGAAUCACUAACUUCUGUAGUGCAAGAACGUAUGAUCACCUCAAGAAGACACGAGAAGAGGAACGCCUAAAGCGCACAAUGCUUUCUGAAGUCCUCCAGUACAUCCAGGACAGCAGCGCCUGCCAGCAAUGGCUCAGUCGACAAGCUGACAUUGAUUCUGGCCUGAGUCCCACAAUGCCAGUUGCUUCAAAUUCAGGUAGGCGGAGCGCCCCCCCACUGAACCUCACGGGUCUCCCAGGCACAGAGAAACUUAACGAGAAGGAGAAAGAGCUCUGUCAGAUGGUGAGAUUGGUCCCUGGAGCCUAUUUAGAAUAUAAAGCUGCUUUAGUGAAUGAGUGUAACAAGCAAGGAGGCUUGAGAUUAGCCCAGGCUAGAGCACUCAUCAAGAUCGAUGUGAACAAAACCAGGAAAAUCUAUGACUUCCUGAUCAGAGAAGGAUACAUCACCAAAGCCUAAAGACACAUGUAGAAGCCCUGGCACAAGUGACAUAUGUGGAGAUGGCUUUGAAGUAGCUUUGACGAUACUGAAAGUUUUAAACUUUGUUGAAUCAAGGACACUUCUGUCUAAUUUUUUUUUUUUUUUUUUGUAAAAAGUAGGGAACUUUGUCAAAUUGUCCGAAUACUGACAUUUCUUGGUCUAGUUUUCUUUUGACUCUGCUGUAUAAACACUCCUGUUGGCAGUAUUAUGCUGCUAUGUACUUCCGAAAGAGUUGUGUGCCAUAUAAGCUAAUACUAAAUGUGAGUAGGCAUUCAUUUCUAACACCUCUUGUAGCUAUAAAGAGAACCAUGGGACUUGAUUCUUCUAGCACUGUGAGUUAAGAACAGAACUGCAACCCCUAAAAACACCUGUGGUUUGUGUGGGUGAAGGGGUUUAGAAACUAAUCCCCUCCCCUUCUCUCACUCCUUCAUGAAAUUGUGUUGGUUUUCAGAAGAGUACAUGCUUGAUGAUAUAAAAAUAGCGUUUGCAAAGGUCUGCUUCUUAAAAUUCUAAUGUGGAAGGAGGAGGGAAAAGUCACAGUAGGAAGUACAUUUGUAUGUAUUAGCUCAUAUCACAGCAAGAGUCAGAGACCUCACUCCAGUUUUGUUGUUUUUAAAAAGCUUAGUACACUCAUUAUUUGGUGACAAGUCAAGCUACAGGCAAUUCUUAGACUUAAAUCUCAUUUUUUGUUGCACAGUCCCAAAGGGAAGAGUGGAUGUUUCAGUCAGAAGCAGCCCUUUUUCAAAACACACAUAAACCGAUCGAUACCGGAACUCCUGCUUUCACCAAAACAUUCAAUUAAGACAAGUUACAAACCACUUGUGGAAUGUCCUUUUUGAACUUAGGGACGUGCUCACCUGUAUUCCUGCAUUCAGUGGGAAUGUGCUGAAAUAGCCAGCAGAAACUAUAAGGUUGUGACAGCUUACUGAAAAAAACCUAAUCAGCUGUUCUGUGAAUAAUUCAAUAUAACCAUUGUAUUAAGAAAUGUAACUAAG
Gopherus evgoodei (Goodes thornscrub tortoise) is the source of this 3143-nucleotide messenger RNA. RefSeq names its product transcriptional adaptor 2A (gene TADA2A). The record is from RefSeq and is a predicted model, not a curated record. Gene Ontology annotation, molecular function: transcription coactivator activity; protein binding; zinc ion binding. The transcript is spliced from 16 exons. The coding region runs from base 796 to 2127 and encodes 443 amino acids. Gene Ontology annotation, biological process: regulation of transcription by RNA polymerase II; chromatin remodeling. Lineage: Eukaryota; Metazoa; Chordata; Testudines; Testudinidae. Gene Ontology annotation, cellular component: SAGA-type complex; nucleus.